GGGCUUUCAUGCAUGGAUGCAGCCAUGCAGGCACGAGAAGCACGCCCUCCAUUAUUUCAAGUUUUCAACUGCGGCAUGGGUACAUACGAAUCUCUUUAUUUUUUCAGAACCGCCAUUCAAGGUAGUAAUUUAUUCGAAGUUUUGGCGGACAACACCCGACUGCACAAGGGCAGUAAAAAAAGCAGGAAUUACAUCACAAGAUUCUACACUCAAUCCACUGACUAUAUCAUUUUUAGCACACGUAUCAGCUACCUUGUUGGCGUCUAGGUAAUAUCGAAUUCCUGCAAGUUUGAAAGAAGUAACUGAAUCUCUCUAAGUAAAUAGCCUCCAGUGGACCUAAACGAACCAUCCUUCCAUUCAACCCGGAUUAACAGACAAUUCCUUUCACGAGGACUUUCUGCCAUCCCUUUUGUAUUGCUGGAGAGACUGCCUCCCUAAGUGCUAGCAGUUCACUGAGAUAGGGAUCCGUCACACUUUAAAAUUUGCACAUUCUUUGAGCUAAAAACUUCCCAGUGUGGGUACAUACGAAUCGAAUGCAUUGUCUACACACCUUUUACUUGUGGCUCACCGAUCGUUUGGAAAGCCGGCCCUGAGCAAGUACAAUAAGGUGACAUAAAUAGACUAUAAGGACUAAAAUAUUACAUCUUUGGUUAGUUGAAGGAGAGAGAAGAAAAGCGGGUUGUAAGUUAGUAACCAGCUGCAGCACGGGACGCAAAAUAUUUUGUAAGAUUGUAAGGUGGGCCAACUCUUUAGAAAGUGGUACAUAUUUCAAACUUACUAUUAUACAUGCCGACUAUUAAGGUUGGCUCUAUAUUACAUGACAACUUUUUAUAGCUGAAUGCUGGCUGUAUUAUUAACCAUACUAUCAUUUGCAACUUGCCGUACGCUGUAAUACUCAACAACGUGUGUUAUGUACAGUGUCUCAUAUCGAAAGUUGGCUUACGGAACCUUCUAGCUUCCUGAUCAACAGCCUCCUGGCUGAUUGUCCAGAGAAUGCGUUCUUUUAAUUAAAGCUCAACAUUCUCUGCAAAAAAAAGGAAAAAAAGGUAGCGCAGCACCUGCCUGGCCAGGAUAUGGAUAGACCGGUACAUAUGAGAUGCCAUAUAUAGCCACUAAACUAGACAAGCUCUUCUCGGUCCACUAGCUCGGAUGAUCCUCGAAACGAAAAGCCUCCUACCUGGUCCACUAAAAUAGAUAACCUGGUACAUUCCCCUAAAAAGAAAAAGAUAACCUGGGUACCUAGUAGGAUCGUCUCCGAUUGGUGUGACGAGGCUACAUAUACCGCUUCAAAUGCGAUGCCAACAACGCCACAAAGGCGCGCACGCACGCACACACACAAAGAGCAAGUGAAGCAGUAACGAGCAACUAGCAUGAAGGGUAGCACCACCGCCGUCGUGCUGAUGGUCUCAGUCUCACUGGUGGCCCUUCUCCUUGCCGGCGGUGCCGGCGCCGACGAGUCCAUCAUUCGCCUCCCCGUCGGCCAGGGCGAAGACGCAGUGACGGAGGAGACGAGGCCGUGGGACUGCUGCGACCGGCCAGUGUGCACCCGCUCCGACCCACCCCUGUGCGGCUGCAAGGACGUGGUGCAGCAGUGCUUCGCCACCUGCAAGAGCUGCAAGCCGGCGAAGCGGGCGGACGAGUCGGCCCCUUCCGGCUACAUGUGCCGGGACGCCUACCGUGGCUACCCCGGGCCCAAGUGCAUGCUCUGAUUCCGAUGCCUAUAUAUUUGUUGUUCCAUGUGAUCGGUUCGACGGUGCUAGCUGCUGCGUGCUGUCUAGUACUAUUAUGCAAGCUCAUGUAUGGUGUGCUACCUUUCUGGCAGCGUUGAAUAAGAUUUUCUAUGAAUAAGAGUGUUAAUUUUGU
This is a messenger RNA of Aegilops tauschii subsp. strangulata, 1863 nucleotides long. RefSeq names its product Bowman-Birk type major trypsin inhibitor. Lineage: Eukaryota; Viridiplantae; Streptophyta; Magnoliopsida; Poales; Poaceae. Gene Ontology annotation, cellular component: extracellular region. The record is from RefSeq and is a predicted model, not a curated record. Gene Ontology annotation, molecular function: serine-type endopeptidase inhibitor activity.